This is a messenger RNA of Moneuplotes crassus, 2978 nucleotides long. Lineage: Eukaryota; Ciliophora; Spirotrichea; Euplotida; Euplotidae. The record is from the annotation of a GenBank genome assembly.
AAGAAAUGAAUCCACAUCCAUACAAGUCAUUUAAAAAGUCAAGCUCGAUGUAUGCGUCAGGGGAUUACAACCAGAUCAACCCGUUUGCGCCACCACCUCGGCCAGAGAAUCUGGACGAAAAAGGAGGUGCCAAGACCUACAUGAUGUAUGGCAAAUCAAUGCAGUCACAAGAUAGCAUCAACAUCAGUGGACUUGACAAUGGAGGAAUGCCCCCGAACAUGUUUUGGUGAAACAACUUCAUUGCAGGCUCGAACACCUUCAAUAACAACUUCACAUCAAACAUGAGCAUGAUGCAGAAGUCUAACGACUUUGGAAUGAUCAAUGACACCUUUGAGCAUAUUGACAAGGGAAAUAGGAGGUCAAAUAAGAAAGGCAUGUCAACACUGGCUCCACUCAACUCGAACUCAGAAGUGCUGAACAAGGAAAUUACUCAACAGCUUUCUCAAAGCGAAAAUCAUGUGAGUUCUCGACCAAAGUUCUCAUCAAUUGUGAGUAGACCCAGGAUGAGAUAUUCCCAGAUGAAUUCGAAAUCAGCAGAUUUCAAUGAUUUUAACUUUUCCCGUUCCGGCCAAUUCAACAAUUGGACUAUGGGAGGUGGUAAGAACCUCCCAAUGAACAUGAACUUUGACGAUCGUGCUAGUGAAAUAAGCUAUGGUCGAAGAAACAGCGGAGAUGGGGAGCACAUGUACAGUCAAAUCCCUCCACAAGGCUCAUUUGAUCCCAAGAAAUCUAUCAUGAGCAACCAUUAUUUCACAGACCAUAAUCCUUAUGGAUGGCAAAGACAAGGCCCUUCUUCACCUACAGAUACCAUAAAAUAACUCAAAAUUUGUGAAUGAGAAGCUGGCUAGCUUGGAAAAAUACAAUUUUUCGUAUGAAGAUCUAGAGUCAUUCCCUCUUCCUCCAAUUCCUAGGGAGUAUAAAGCUUACAACAAGUUGUUCACACCUUCAAAAUAUGACAGCUACAUCGAGAGACUUCUGAAGGAAGCCAACGAGUUGAUCUCCAGUGACCAACUUGAAAGAGCAAAGAUGCUCUACCUUAAGGUCACUAAACUAGACCCUUACAUGGGUGAAGUCUGGAGAUUACUAGGAAUCAUCUAUUACAACCAAGGCAAGUUCAUUGAGGCCUACAACUGCUUCCAUGGAUACAUCUUUCACUGAAAUACUGAGCGGGAGGAUCCCAACUUCUGGCUCCAAAUGUGAGAUGUUUACGUCAAACUUGAGUUGUACGAUUACUCAAUCAAGGUUCUAAACAGUCUGCUCAAUAUGGAUAUCGAUGAACAAACAAUGGUUAGGAUAUACUACACACUCGGAACAGUGUAUUGUGAGAUCUAUGAACUUGAUAAAGCUCUAGAGGUCCUAAAAAAAGCUCUCAAGAUACGUAGCAUUCACAAGAACUUCACCUUCAAGAUCUGGCUCAUAAUGGGUCAAAUAGAGGAGGAGAAGUCUAGCUUUGGAAAUGCCAUCAACUGCUACAAGCAAGCUCUAGAUUUGGAUAUAAAUAAUCGGAGAGCUUAUGCCUACCUGGCUUGGUGCUGCUUCAAAAUAAAGGAUAAGAAACAAUGCAGCCAAUACACUCAAGCUUUAAAUGACUCAAUUAGUAAUGGGAUCGACGAAGAAGCAUGUAUUUGUAGAUACAUUCAGGCUAGGCAUUAUGCAGAGUCCUAUAACUCCCACGAUGCCAUAAAAGUGCUUAAAGAUUGAGUAAGAAAUGACCCUCAAAAUCCUGCUUUCCUAAGCUCCCUCUCUGUGAUCCUUUUUGACACAAACGAGAUCGAAGAAGCACUAAAGUAUGCCGGACUAGCAGUCGAAGCAGACAGAUUUUCUCCUCAGAUCCUCUUCAACUAUGCUGUCCUUCUAGAAAAAGUUGGAAAGGAACAAGACACACUUCAAUACUACGAGAAACUAGAACAGUUUAUCAAAUUCGAAGAAUUUGCAAAGAACAGGCUUCAGAUAAUUCAGAGCAAGAAAGAAGCUCUCCCUGAAAACUCCCUCAGCCAGAGGAUUAUUCACCUAAAUCAUCUUGAUCAUAUCAUCAAGGGAGGCAUAAAGCUGCACAAAAGGAAAGCCAGAGCAGAUACAAGCAGGCUAAGAUGAAUACAUCCUGAACUUAAGGGUCAUCACCAAAUCACCAAUGAUAAAUAAGUCGAACCAUUACGAGAAGCCCCUAGAAAUGUCAACUGGGUUCCUCAGCCCAGCCCAAAUCAAAGGUCCAGUAACUGAGCAUAAAGAUGCAGAGGAUCCUCUUUCUUUGCUAGGUAAAGGCUCUUCCAUAAUAGGUAAAAAUCUUGCUGAAAAAGACCAAAACGAGGCUGCUAAUGCAGAGAACUCAGGGUCAAAGCUCUCAAUGCUUCAAUUACUCAGAGAAGGAGAGAAGUUAAGAAUGAAAGACUCAAAUCCCCAAAGAAUCUUAGACUGCAAGCCCCGGCCACGCCGCCAAAACUCUGCUUCAAAAGAAGAACCCAGGAAUGACUUCCAAGGAUUCAAGCCUGAAGAAAGACAAACUGACAAGAAUGAAUCGGAGAUCAGUUUCGGUCAAAACAAUAUGAAAAAUAGUGAUUUCAUGACAAUGGUUGCCACAUAUAUCGAGAGCCACGAUCCAUCCAAGAAAGGUAGCUUUGAGAACUCCAAAGAGAAGAGCAUGGAAUUCCAGUCUUUAAUGCACAACCUUGAGAAGCUCUGUUCAGUUUACAAGAGUAAGCAAGAAUCUGCUCCAGAAGAUCCAGCUCCUGCAGCCGAACUUAGUAUGACAAAUAAGUCCAAAACCCCUUCGUUCAAAAACAAAUCAGUUGAUAGUGCCCACAGCGGUGAUUUUGGAGUCCUUCAAAACAUUCUGGGUCCAAAGAGACCUAGGAAGAAGAGAGACCCGAAAUAAUGUAGUCUACUCUACAGCUGACAGCCAGAACCAAUGCUGAAUAGCUUCAUUUGGUACUUUCUCAUAGAGAAAGCAGGGAUAACAACUUUGUUUCAACAAUUACCUA